GACGCUAGUGAAGCUAAUUUAAAACAACACUCGCCCGAUGUCUAGGGCAAAAGCGAAAGAACAGCUCAAGCUCAAUGGAGGAUCAGUCUUGAUGAGGAAAUAGUCUCUGUUUAGCACCGCAACGAGCUGCAGUUCAGAUUUACGUCCAAAAUCUGCUCAAGAGAACGACUCGCCGUACGUCUACGCAUCAGAAACACGUAGAAGUGAGAAAGCAAAGCGAAAAGGGAGAGGAUUAGCGAAGGGAAACAACAUCAUAAAUGAUGUAUCUAAACACGGAAAGAUCAAGAUUAGUUUUGAUUCACUAAGGAAAACAUGGAAAGCAGUAGGGCCGAAAGCUUCUUGGUGGUCAAGUGCAAUUGGGAUACACACACGAGACUGUUGCGAGCCAUUCCACGAUAGGUGGGACGAUGUUCCGGCUUGUCAAAAAGCAAUGAUCCACCAGCGGAUGCUGGAUUGGUUUGAGUUUGAGAAUGAGCGUGAAUUUGAUGAAGUGCUGAAUCGUGAUGCUCGAGAGUCUUACAAUGAUUGGAAAAGUGAUUUAUCUGUGUAUUUUAAAAACAAUGGAGGUAUGCAAGCUAAGAAACUAGUAAAUGUACGAAGUGAUGACCAUUGGCAGAGGUGUUGUGAGAGAUUCAAUUCAACAAAGUUCAAGGAGAUCUCUGGAAAAAAUAUACAAAAUAGAGAAUCAAGUGAUGAUAAAAGUGGGCAUGGAAGAAAAUCAUAUGCCCGAUACAUGCACGAAAAAGAUAAUCCGAUAACUGGUGAGCAAUCUUCGGCUCUUGAGAAUCGGAAGGAUCAACGCCUGACUCGUAGUGGUGAAUGGAGGACUAAAGAAGCACAUGAAAAAUAUGUCCAAAUGAGCGAGGAGUACCAGACACAACUAGAACAAGCAGGGUCAUCUUCAUCAAUAAAUGAAAUUGAGAUCAUGAACCGAAACUUGAAGAAUCAUCGAGGACGACAAAGUGGAGUAGGCCCUACACUGUCAAAGAGUGCACCGCGUCGCUUGGAAGAUGGUGCUACUUCUACAUUGCAAGAUCACCGUGAUGCUCAGAUAAGUGAAUUGCGGGCAAAUCAGGAAUUGAUACUCAGUGCUCUACGACAUUUUAUUCCCAGCUUUCAGUUGCCUUCACGCGCCUCCGGAAGCGAUGCUCCUUCGAUGUCCAGUGCGAAUCAACCUGAUGAGAGCCACAAUGAUGAUGAUUAGAAUUAGUGAAAGCAUGUUUAAUACGCGUUCUAAUUUGUUAAGGUGGAUGAAUUUAUAUUUGCUUGAAUUAUGACUUUGUUUGAGAUGAAUUACUUUAAUUUUGACGUUAAUUUAAUAUUAUUAGACAUUCAAUGAAUUGAUAUGUUGGGAAUUAUCUUAGAUUUUGUCAUUUUGAUUUUGUCAACUUUGAUCUUGAUUAAAA
This is a messenger RNA of Cuscuta europaea, 1406 nucleotides long. The record is from the annotation of a GenBank genome assembly. Lineage: Eukaryota; Viridiplantae; Streptophyta; Magnoliopsida; Solanales; Convolvulaceae.